Aphanomyces astaci is the source of this 565-nucleotide messenger RNA. RefSeq lists its product as hypothetical. The transcript has a single exon. NCBI's taxonomy places the organism in Eukaryota, Oomycota, Saprolegniomycetes, Saprolegniales, Verrucalvaceae. The coding region runs from base 116 to 415 and encodes 99 amino acids. The record is from RefSeq and is a predicted model, not a curated record.
CCGACCACGACCAGCUGGGCCCAGGCCACGGGCCGCACACACACACAUUUGCAGCAACGGCCUUCCGAUUCCUUCAUUUCCGAUUCACGUCUCAACCCCACACAUCCUCGUAACCAUGCAAGUCUUGUUCGCUGUCGCUACCAUCGCCGCCGUGGCCGUUGCCCAAACCACCACCACCAAGCCCGCGGUGACCACCGUGGCUGCCACCACCGUCCGCCCUGCCAACGCGACCGGCAACAGCACCAACCCUUCCGCCGUCAUUUCGGCUACCGUCAAGCCGGCCACGACUGUCGCCGGUGCCACGACCAAGGCGGCCACCACGGCGGCCCCCACGACCGCUAAGCCUUCGUCCGCGUCGGCUGCGUCCGUGGUGGCCAGCGUCGCGAUCGUCGCUGCGUGGGCUGCUGUCCAAUAAACGAUACCGUAGAACAAGCUGCCGUCAUGAAUAUAUAUGUAGAAUUCCACGAAAAUGCAAUGCUGAGACUUGUACAGAUCUUGAACGAACCAACAGUUGCAAAAUGGUCGACAGUCUCAAGUUGGUAUUGUCAAGUCGAUUAUUCGAAAU